Eublepharis macularius is the source of this 2945-nucleotide messenger RNA. RefSeq names its product angiopoietin like 6 (gene ANGPTL6). The transcript is spliced from 6 exons. The record is from RefSeq and is a predicted model, not a curated record. Bases 159 to 1577 code for a protein of 472 amino acids. Lineage: Eukaryota; Metazoa; Chordata; Lepidosauria; Squamata; Eublepharidae.
CUCUUCUUUUGCAAGUUCCUGCUAGUGAACAGUCGACCUCAAGAGACCCCAGCGGAGAAGGGGGUGAAGAGGGCUCACUUGCCAGCUUCAGCAACCCGAAGCCCUACAAAUUAGAGGUCCUCUGGGGAGUCCCUCUUGCUGUCUUUCCUCCCGAGAUCAUGGCAUUUCUGCCCCUGAUGCUGCUGCUAAUCCUGGCCAGACCAGUUUUGCCCGGGCCUGAACCUCUGACUGGCCCUCGGUGCACGUAUACCUUCGUCUUGCCACAGCAGAAGUUCACGGGGGCCGUGUGCUGGAGCAGCGUGCGCCCUCCCCCCGAACCUCCAGGCCCCAACCGCAGUGAGGUGGAAGAACUCCGCUAUCAGCUGAAUCGGCAGCAGGCCCAGAUGGAUGAACUGCGUCGGCUGGUGGAGGUGGACGGAGCGGUGGUGAGCGAGGUCAAGGCGCUGCGCAAGGAGAGCCGCAGCGUCAAUGCCCGUGUCACCCAGCUGUACACGCAGCUGCUCCACGAGAUCCUCCAGCGCCGAGAGCGGCCGGUGCCGACCUCCCAGCUCGAAGGGCAGGUGGCCAACGCUUCUGCCGAGGCCUUGCGAGUCGCAACCAGCUACCGCCAACUGGAGGGCAAAUACCAGGCCCUGGCCGCCCUGGUCAACAAUCAGAGCGCCCUCAUCAGCCGGCUGGAAAGGGACUGCCAGCAAGGAGCCGGUGGCAGGAUGCGACCACCACAGCCUCCGCUAGUGCCAGUGGUACCCUACAAUCCUGCAAGUGUCACCAAUGAAAGCCGAUUUCAUUUUGACGCCAUCAAUGACAUCCAGCGAGACCAGAGUCCUCAGUCACCUCAAGUCCAACAUUGGCCACAUGAGGCUUCAGUUCCACCCUCUGGGACUCUCCCACCUGCUGCCGUUGUGCCCACCAGACCCACAGGGCCUUGGCAGGACUGUCAAGCAGCUCAGCAAGAUGGGCAGGCCAGUGGCAUCACCAUGCUGGAGCCAGCUGGUUCCCGUGGUAUCAUCCAGGCCUGGUGCGACCAGGAGUACGAUGGGGGAGGAUGGACCGUCAUCCAGCGGCGGCAGGAUGGGUCGGUUAACUUCUUUACCACCUGGCAGCACUACAAGCACGGCUUUGGGAAUCUGGAAGGAGAGCAUUGGCUGGGUCUGGAUCCCAUCCAUUGGCUGACCCAGCAGGGCUCCUACGUGCUGCGGGUGUUUCUGGAAGACUGGAGCGGGCGACAGGCACAGGCCGGCUAUGACGCCUUUGUCCUGGCACCUGAGAACGAUUUCUACCGGCUGCGUCUGGGGCGCUACCAGGGCAGCGCUGGCGACUCACUUUCCUGGCACAAUGGGCGACAGUUCAGCACACUUGACCGUGACCACGAUGCUUACUCUGGGAACUGUGCCCACUACCAGAAAGGGGGUUGGUGGUACAACAUGUGUGCCCACUCCAACCUGAAUGGUGUCUGGUACAAGGGUGGCCAUUAUCGAAGCCGCUAUCAGGACGGGGUCUACUGGGCGGAGUUCCGUGGUGGUGCCUACUCGCUCCGCAAGGUGGCAAUGAUGAUCCGACCCUCGCCGGGCACCUAGUUUCCCCCCUUGGGGGCUAAGAAAUCACAUGCCAAGGGAGAGUACAGACAUGCUGAAAAACGGGAGUUACUCUGUCCUGGAGGCACAUUUACCACGCUGUUGUCAGAUGGACCAGUCUGCAGCUAAAACCAGUUGGCCGCUGUGCUGAUGGGCUGGGGACUUGUGACAGGCAUGAACCCAGCCACCCCCUUGGAGGGAGCUUUUUUUUUUUUUAAACUUGCGGGCAGCACUGAAGAGUGUUUGAUGCAGGGGCAAGCAGUCGUGUCUUGGGCCUAAUUAGAUGAGACAUGACAUGAGUGACUCACAGUCAUUCGUACAUCAGGGGACUCACUUUACAAACCACUAUGGCUCUUGGUGUAGCUCAGAGCACUGCGGGGUGGGGGAAAGGCUUCUGCCUUCCCUCCCGUGCUGUUUUGCCUAGUGGAAAUGGCUGUGGGGAAGCCUGAUUUGCCCCUUCUUUCAGGCUCCAUGUGACCUAGGAUCGUCUCAUACAUUGCCAAGGCAAGGCCGGGGAAGGAGGUGGCGCACUCAUCCUGUGAGAUGAAAAGCCAUAGUAGCUCCUAUUUUAAGUUAUGUCUGGACUCUCUCCAACACAUUCCCGAAUAUGUUUUACAAAAACAGGGACAGUGACCCCCUAUGGCAGAACACGACUCUGCUACAAUGUAGGACUCUGUUUCCAAGGAUUUAAGGACAGCAAAAGCAGUCUCAGAACUGCUGUGGCAAACCUAGUGAGGAGGGACGUCCACUGCCUGAUCAGGGCAAUGCUGCAACUCAAAGAAACCUGGGAGCAGCUACAGAAUAAAUGGUGGCAUGUGCUGAAAUAGUUGGACGUUGCUAUACUGAACACUCUACAGUUAUACAAUUCCUGGCGAUUUAUUUCCGAGUAGAUUGGAAGGGUUCCCUUUCCCAGCUUUUCCUAGACAGAUAACUCAGUGGAGCAAAACAAGGCUUCCUUUGAAUGGAAUUUGGCAUGAAACCAAUCCAUCAGCUGAAAGGUGUACAGUACAAUCUGCAGAGGUCAGCAGCUGUUUGUUCUGUAUUGCAUCAGCCACAUGUUUAGGCUUUCCUUUUGAAGGGAUGUUCAUGGAAAGAGGUUUACCUCCUCUCCUGAUCUCUGUUAUAGCUAAGAGUAUUCAUAUUCUGCAACUCGGUCCCCACUCCCAAUAAAAAGUUCUGCUUCAGAGAAAAUCCAACCCAAUCCUCUACCCCAAAUAAAUUCUACAACUCAGCAAUGAAGAGACACGUACUUACUUCUGCAUAACCCUAAUUAAUUUGCUCGUUGGUGGUGUUUCUUUGACCAUUAUGAAAGUCUGUGGCAAGUAAACAUUCUACCCUCAAAAUAAAGUAUGCAAAUGUAUAAUUUAUCCA